GAAACAGCUCAGCUCACCAUCGAUCACAACACAGCCAUAAACUAGGCAGACAUUUAGAUUUAGUUGACAAUUGCAAAAAAUACUAAAAACGGGCAUCAUGAUCGAAUUUAAAAACUCCAUGUCUGCGAAAUCCGGCGGGUUUCGGUGUAAAAUGAAAGGGGCAGAAGAAGGAUUCACCUUUUGUGGAACUUGCACAUCUUGCCGUUUCACUACUAAACUCACGGACUCGACAAGGUGGUUGAGCCGCGCGGGGGAAUCGACCAAGAGGACAUUUCUCAUCGGACUACUAGUGCGCUGCAAAAGCGUGCCGGUUCUCGAAAGCAUUAGGGAUGUGCUGCAGGUCACCUUCGGGAAAGACUUUACUUACAGCAGGUCAAAGAGGCCAAGCUUGGCAGAUGAUGUGAUGACUCUCAGCUCGAACCGAGCGCUGGAUAGAAAACUGUUCAGCGCAGACGUGGUGGAAACAUUGAAUUGGUUUAGUUGCAGCCAGGACUGGAUUAAGUCAAGUUAUCUGUUAUCGGUGCUGUCGCUUUGUGACACUGGGCUGCUGCACAUGCUCGCAAACCUCAACGACGUGCUUCUGGCAAGGGAGCAACGCGCAUGUCUGCUCCGAAAUGCCACAGAGGUGGACUCCAUCCCAGAUUGUGCUUCCUCCUUUUGCUCUGAAGAUCGUCCACACCUGGAUCUUCUCAGGCAAGCCGGCUCAAUGUUUGAGCCGGUGUCACUUGGUGAGGACAAGAAUGAUGCGAAGAGACCCACUUGUCUAAUCUCCACAUCAUUUGAGCCAACCAUAAGAGAACCAGCCAGGAGGAAGAGAGCCUGGGUCAGGAAGGGGACCCCAUGGGAGGACCCAGGUUCGGACAGUGAGGACCCGGCCUUGAUGGUGACCCCCCGCUCCUCAGCCUCCCUGUCUGGGGUGGGCCGGUACCGGGACUUCCUGCGCUGCCUCCCGGUCCACCUGGCCAAGAGGAUCCUAGGUCUUACAGAUAAGCUCACUUUGAGAUGCUGCAGAGAUGUGUCCCAACACUGGCGGUACCUUGCAGAUGACCUUGUUUUAGAUCAGAACGCCAAGAAAGUAGUGAGAAACCAAGUUCUGAUCAUCCAGAGUAACCGUAAUAAGAAGGUGCUCAGCGAUGUCUACGCCAAUGUUCUGGAGAUCCUCGUACCCAUUGGAACAGACGAAGACGAGGACGUUCCCUCUGAAGUUCAUGAGGGGGAGCUGUUCAGAGGAGCUUACUCAGGCCUGAGAACGAAGGCGGUGCAGAUGGAGGAGCGCAAUGUUUACUGCGGCUUGUUCAGUGUCACCACGCUGCUGGAGAAGGAGGAUCCUCACCGCUUCGUACAUUACGGAGGGGGCUCUCUGGUGGCCAUGGGCUCUAAGGACCGAGUGGUGCGUCUACUGAGUGUAGCGUCCAGGAAGGAAGUGGCCCCCGCGCUCAGGGGCCACGUGGGCAGUGUGCGCACGGUGCUUCUGUGUGAGGACAGAGACCUGGUCAUAAGCGCCGGCUAUGACCUCACCAUCAGGUGUUGGAGUAUGAAGACAAGUUUGUGUUGGAUGCUGUUGAGUGGUCACACUGGAACCGUCACCUGUCUGGACGUCCACAGUGACCACCUCGUCUCCGGGGCCAAAGACUGCAGGGUCAAAGUGUGGGACCUGCAGAAGGGGAAGUGUUUGGAGACGUUGAGGUGGAAACACACCAGCCCUGUGCAGUGUGUGAGGGUCUUCUUGUCGCUGGUCUACAGCAGCUGUGCCAAGGGCCUCGUCAAGAUAUGGGACAUCGAGAAGGCGUCGGUGCUAAGGGUGCUGGAUGCCCACACAAGCGCUGUGAAGUGCUUGUUCUUCGACCGUUGGCACCUUCUGUCAGGUGACGCUGAUGGGAAGGUCAUGGCAUGGAGCACCCACCGGGAUGCCACUAAAUGUCUCAUGACGUUCACCCACCCGAUGGAGGUCCGGUCUCUGGCCCUGGCCUACCUGCGCGUGGUGACGGGCUGCGAGGACGGGAAGAUGCGGGUGUUCAGCCUCCUCAACGGGGACUGCCUCAGGGUCAUCAAGGCCGGGAGCAAACUCAACCCCAUUCUCUCUGUUCAUUUCCAUGGCAACAAUGUGUUGGUGAACACCACGUCCAGCCUGAUGCUCUUCCAGUUUGUCAAAGUGGGCUGGGAGUACCAGUCAGCGGGCCUCAGCUCUCCGUCCUCCGAAGCCCUGGCCCUCUCCGGGGCCCGGGUCGCCCUACUACCGGGCUCCGCACCCAGCAGGAUCCCUCACGACUUUGUCCGGGCGGAGCGCAUGGCGCUGGUGGGCUCGCCCUGCCGGGGGAUCUACGGCCCGGACGGCGAGCGGUCGGAGAGGGCGGCGCUGUCCCAUCAUGCUCGCUGUCUGUCCACCGGCAGGAUGAGGCGAGCGCGAGAGUCCCAGCAGGAGUCCCUGCGCCCGUGCAGCUGGAGCGACCUGCGCAGCCACAGGCGCAGCCGGGCCUACCAGGACCUGCAGCCCGAGUUCAGGACCCCGCCCCCCUCGGCCAUCUCCCCUGGGAGGCCCGCCAGCGGCCGGGGGGCGGAGAGCGCCUGGACACAGAGACACACUUCAAAAGGCAGAGAGUUUGGUACGCCCGCUAAGACUGACGGGGCGGUCAACGCCAGCGAGAGGGCCGCUUCGGACCGCUCGAAGAAGAGGGGUCCUUCCCAUCGGCUGACCACAGACCGCAUCCUCCUGAAGGUCAACGCCAUCCAGCAGGCCCACGGCGGUGGUGGAGAGGCCGCCCUCCACACGGGGCCCAACGCCAGGCCCCGGAACGCCUGGGGCUCCCCUCCUCCUCCUCCUCCUCCACCUCCACCUCCACCUCCUCCACCUCCUCCUCCACGGUCCCUUACUUCCCCUGGAUCCCCACAGGGAGCCAAGACCCCAGCCUUCAGACCGCCGCCGGUUCUCGGACAGCAGAACCCCCGGUUCGGGGGGAGAGCUCAGAACUCACCGAUGGCCAGUGGAGACAAGGAUCGGGAGGACAGGGCGAAGGCGUCGAGGACCAGGGCUCACUUUGACGCGGGCGCACAUCGUUGCCAUGCCGACAGUUCACCCGCCGGUCCACACCAGGCGGGGCGACACCUGGGGGAGAGGGAGCGGCCCCACACGGCGGUGGCGGAGAAGAGAGCGACCCGGCUGGCGACACGCCCCCACAGCGAGCCCCACCCUCAGGAGCGCACCUUCUCUAAAGCGGCGCAGAAAGAUCCGGAACGCCACGUGAACUUUCAGACCAGCGGCACGCCGGUGAAACCAAACCCGGCCAUGGACCCCUUCAGGGAGCGCGGAGGGUUCAGGUUGCUUACCGACGCCCAGUUGAAGAAUUACAUAAGUCUGACCCGGUCUCUGAAUGGUGGAAUGGGAGACUCAGCUGCUGGGUCGCCCGUCUCUGCCGGCAGUACAGAAGCCACGAAGAAGAGCAGCAAGCAGAACGUGGCCCUCAGCCGGUCCCCUGUGAAAAAGGCUUGGAUGACUGAAGUCCGAGAGGCCCCCAGAUCGAGCUUCACAGAGCGGGGCCGAUGGAAACACUAAAGCCAAGGAGUAAUUAUAUGAAUGUCCACAUUUGCAAACUUUGAUACAGUUGGUAUCAGCAGAAAGUGAAAUUAUUUUAUAUUUUUGUAUUAGUGUGCAACCUUUUUCUUAAAUUAUGUUGUCCACUAGGGGUCAGCAUUGUAUUGAUUGUGCAUGAAUGUUAAUAUAAAUUCCCCAAAGGAAACAUAGGUUCUCCAGAGUCAUUUUAUGAUACGAACAUUGAUCAUGGCACUUCUAUCCUAGUACUGCCAGCUAUCUGAAACUUUUUAC
Gadus morhua (Atlantic cod) is the source of this 3820-nucleotide messenger RNA. RefSeq names its product F-box and WD repeat domain containing 10 (gene fbxw10). The coding region runs from base 98 to 3550 and encodes 1150 amino acids. Gene Ontology annotation, molecular function: protein binding. The transcript has 15 exons. NCBI's taxonomy places the organism in Eukaryota, Metazoa, Chordata, Actinopteri, Gadiformes, Gadidae. The record is from RefSeq and is a predicted model, not a curated record.